This is a messenger RNA of Cynara cardunculus var. scolymus (artichoke), 775 nucleotides long. RefSeq lists its product as uncharacterized. Lineage: Eukaryota; Viridiplantae; Streptophyta; Magnoliopsida; Asterales; Asteraceae. Bases 121 to 519 code for a protein of 132 amino acids. The transcript has 4 exons. The record is from RefSeq and is a predicted model, not a curated record.
GUAUGUAUAUAAUGAGGGUCGAUGACUAAAAUUCCAUAUUAAUAGAAGUUGAGGGGCCGUUUCUGUAAAUUGUUCAAAAAAUAAAUUCAAAAGCAUCUUUGGCAGUUAGGUCAAACGAAAAUGGAGGAAGACGAGAGGAGAGAAGCAGCAAUCGCAUCAUCUGCAUGUCUGAACCCUAACUUCAGGCCCUCCUCAGCUGUUUCCAGGGUUCAGCUUUCGAAAUUCCAGGAACUGCACAAGAGGCGUUUACAAAUAAAAGAAAAAUCCAAGAUCAAAAAGAAAUCAAAAGGGAAGUCAUCUGGGCCAAGCAGUUCAGAAGGGAAGGAUCAUCAUGCGGAUGGAUGUACAAGUGAAAACCCAUGUAAAACAGUCCAAGAUACAACCAAAUAUGCCUCAUUAGACAGCCAUCAAAAUAACACUUCGCCUAUGCCGAAAGAUGUGGCAGCAUCAAAGAAACCAGAGAAGCUACACUGGGGGCUUGACACAAAAGAAAGAUGGGAAAGGAAAUCCAACAUGUAGUUUUAUGCCAGAUGCCAGCAUUUAUGGCUUGUUCAAGCGGAAGAGUUGAGACUGUUAUGACUUGUGAGCAUGACAAAAAGGCAGAUUAGAAACUUUUGGGAAACACAAUGAUCAUAAUCUACAAGGCUCUUUCUUGUGGCAUCCAUUGAACUCAUUUAAGUUUAUGGGUGUGUUUUCUUGGUUUCGACCUUUUCGUAAUGUGAAAUUUGUGGCUCAUCUGACCUUUUUUCUACCGAAUGUGUUCAAGAUUGGACCA